Molecule: messenger RNA, 737 nt
Organism: Zychaea mexicana
Lineage: Eukaryota; Fungi; Mucoromycota; Mucoromycetes; Mucorales; Lichtheimiaceae
Product: ribosomal protein L23/L15e core domain-containing protein
Exons: 4
Coding region: 28-468 (146 amino acids)
Biological process (GO): translation; ribosomal large subunit assembly
Cellular component (GO): cytosolic large ribosomal subunit; ribosome
Molecular function (GO): structural constituent of ribosome; rRNA binding
Source: RefSeq, a predicted model, not a curated record
CUUGGAAACUCCCUCUUUUCAUUAACAAUGGCCCCUAAAGCUUCCCCCAAGGAUAAGGCUGCUGCUGCCAAGAAGGCCGCUUUGAAGGGCGUCCACGGCAAGUCGGUUCGCAAGGUUCGCACCUCCACCCACUUCCACUUGCCCAAGACCCUCCGUCUUGCUCGCAAGCCCAAGUAUGCUCGCAAGUCCGUCCCCCACUUGCCCCGCAUGGACCAAUACCGUGUCGUUCGCAACCCCUUGAACACCGAGACCGCCAUGAAGAAGAUUGAGGAGCACAACACCUUGACCUUCAUCGUCGAUGUCAAGGCCAACAAGCACCAGAUCAAGGACGCUGUCAAGCGUCUCUAUGAUGUUGAGGCUUUGAAGGUCAACACCCUCAUCAGACCCGACGGUAAGAAGAAGGCUUACGUCCGUUUGACCGCUGAUGUUGAUGCUUUGGAUGUCGCCAACAAGAUCGGUCUCAUCUAAAGUGGCUGUAGACAGCAUUUCUGAAUAAAAAAUGUUUGUUGAAACAAUGAUCGUUAAAUAAUGUUGAUCGUGUUUUAAUUUUGAAUUAUGUGGUAACAAGGAAAAAAUAGAGUGGUUUACAGAAAGGAUGGGGACACUAUCAAGUGAGUAUAUCUAAGCGAAACCGAGGGAGAAGAGGCAAAUGAUCGUACGCGCCAGAAACGCUGUAACUUGUGUAGCAUUCAUGAGAACAAAAAGCUGGCCGUGUCUACAUGGUCGUGCUACCAGCA